Molecule: messenger RNA, 5240 nt
Organism: Capra hircus (goat)
Lineage: Eukaryota; Metazoa; Chordata; Mammalia; Artiodactyla; Bovidae
Gene: KCNA6
Product: potassium voltage-gated channel subfamily A member 6
Exons: 2
Coding region: 103-1695 (530 amino acids)
Biological process (GO): potassium ion transmembrane transport; protein homooligomerization
Cellular component (GO): membrane; voltage-gated potassium channel complex
Molecular function (GO): delayed rectifier potassium channel activity; protein binding
Source: RefSeq, a predicted model, not a curated record
GCAAAGAGGGCGCCGCCGAGAGCUGGGAGGCGCCGCGGCGCCCGGGUGGUGGUCGUGUCGUGGGCGCCGUCCUAGCGGCGGGGAGCGCAGCGCGGAGGGGACAUGCGAUCGGAGAAAUCCCUGACGCUGGCGGCGCCGGGGGAGGUCCGCGGGCCGGAGGGCGAGCAACAGGAUGCGGGAGACUUCCCGGAGGCCGGCGGCGGCGGCGGCGGCGGCGGCUGCUGUAGUAGCGAGCGGCUGGUCAUCAACAUCUCGGGGCUGCGCUUCGAGACGCAGCUGCGCACCCUGUCGCUGUUCCCGGACACGCUCCUGGGGGACCCCGGCCGCCGCGUCCGCUUCUUCGAUCCGCUGAGGAACGAGUACUUCUUCGACCGCAACCGGCCCAGCUUCGACGCCAUCCUCUACUACUACCAGUCGGGGGGCCGGCUGCGCCGGCCGGUCAACGUGCCGCUGGACAUCUUCCUGGAGGAGAUCCGCUUCUACCAGCUGGGGGACGAGGCCCUGGCGGCCUUCCGCGAGGACGAGGGCUGCCUGCCCGAGGGUGGCGUGGACGAGAAGCCGCUGCCCUCCCAGCCCUUCCAGCGCCAGGUGUGGCUGCUCUUCGAGUACCCGGAGAGCUCGGGGCCCGCCCGGGGCAUCGCCAUCGUCUCCGUCCUGGUCAUCCUCAUCUCCAUCGUCAUCUUCUGCCUGGAGACGCUGCCCCAGUUCCGUGCAGACGGUCGAGGUGGAAGCAACGGUGGCGGCGUCUCCCCAGUGUCCAGGGGCAGUCAGGAGGAAGAGGAGGAUGAAGGUGACUCUUAUACCUUCCAUCCUGGCAUCGCCCCCGGGGGAAUGGUGGCAGGGGGCUCAUCCUCACUAAGUACUCUUGGGGGCUCCUUCUUUACCGACCCCUUCUUUCUGGUGGAGACGCUGUGCAUCGUCUGGUUCACCUUCGAGCUGCUGGUGCGCUUCUCCGCCUGCCCUAGCAAGCCAGCCUUCUUCCGGAACAUCAUGAACAUCAUCGACCUGGUGGCCAUCUUCCCCUACUUCAUCACCCUGGGCACCGAGCUGGUGCAGCAGCAGGAGCAGCAAUCGGCCAGUGGCGGGGGCGGCCAGAACGGGCAGCAGGCCAUGUCCCUGGCCAUCCUCAGAGUGAUCCGCCUGGUCCGCGUGUUCCGCAUCUUCAAGCUGUCCCGCCACUCCAAGGGGCUGCAGAUCCUGGGCAAGACGCUGCAGGCCUCCAUGCGGGAGCUGGGCCUGCUCAUCUUCUUUCUCUUCAUCGGGGUCAUCCUCUUCUCCAGUGCCGUCUACUUCGCAGAGGCCGACGACGACGAUUCGCUCUUCCCCAGUAUCCCGGAUGCCUUCUGGUGGGCGGUGGUCACCAUGACCACCGUAGGUUAUGGGGACAUGUACCCCAUGACGGUGGGGGGCAAGAUCGUGGGCUCCCUGUGUGCCAUCGCCGGGGUCCUCACCAUCGCCUUGCCCGUGCCAGUCAUCGUCUCCAACUUCAACUACUUCUACCACCGGGAGACAGAGCAGGAGGAGCAAGGCCAGUAUACCCACGUCACUUGCGGGCAGCCUGCCCCGGACCUGAAGGCAGCUGAUAGUGGACUUGGCAAGCCUGAAUUCUCAGAGGCCACCCGGGAGCGGAGACCCAGCUACCUUCCCACACCACAUCGAGGGUAUGCAGAGAAAAGGAUGCUCACUGAGGUCUGAUGGAUGCGGGCAGUGCCUGCAUGGAAGGAAGACACACCAAACACCCUUCCUUAGGGACCUUUCUCAUCCUCCACUACUCUCACCCCAGCUCCAGGUGACCUCCUGACUCCCUCACCCCACAGUGGUUGGCACCAGGCCCGUACACCUGGACUGUCAGCCUCGUUACUCGACCCCUGCAGCACCCCAGGUUUCUCCAUCUAAGUGACAUUUUUGAAAUUCUAAUGGUGCCACCCAUUCGUGCCCAUCUUAUGUCACGUGGAUGAGAUUUCCAUCUGACCUUCCCUCGAGACUCUUGAUUUUUCACGUUUGGGACUGGUGAUGCCUCUAGGAAGAGUAACGUUGACAGGCUGGAAACCAGGCAUACCUGGGUCUUCUUUCUCCUUAGCAUCCUUGGCUUUGGGGCAUGCACCCUCCCAUCGUAGCUUCUGGCCACAUGCUAACUAGCCGAAGCCGGUGGACAGAAACAGUACUCAUCCUGUUGUUUUCCUCCAGUGCCCUGUAAGGUCGGCUGGUCAUUCUGCAGAGAAGCCUUAGGAGAGCCUUCAGUUGCACAGCCUGAACAUAUGUUAUCUGUCUCUAAUCUUGGAUGCAAUUAGAGAAACUACGAUGACACUUGGCCAUUUGGAGGACGUGAGAGGUCAGUCCUGGACCAAAAGGGCCAGUGGAUUCUUCUAGCAUGACCUGGCACGAUAGAUGUUAGUUUCUGUUCUCCACUUGGCUCUCUCGACUCUGAUUCCCCUGACUCUCUGGCUUCCAGGAAGGCUCCUCCUUCUCAGAGCCAAAUACUCUGUCUGUUCAGGUGCCUUCCUGUGUGGAGGAACUGACAAAGGGGAACCACGGAGCUGCGAGAAAUGGCCGAACGGAACCACGUACCUGGCCUGACUGCUUCUUAGAGAAGCAGUGUCCCUUAGACAGUGCCAUCUCGGAGCGGUGGAGGAGUCAUUUUGCUGACAGCAAAUUCCUUUCCCUCACUUCCCCCAGCCCUCUCUAGCCCUCCACCCUUCUUCCUGGGAAUCUGACUUAGGUUUGCAGCCGAAGGCUUGCUAAAGCAGACUCCAGCUUAAAUCUGCCGCCAGGUAAAAGCACACAUUGGAUGCUAGCGUGGGUUUCUGUUUGCAUUUUGCAGGCAAUGAGACAGGAGGUUUAGAGUAAGGAAGAAGCAUUGUUCUUUUGCCGACAGCCUCACUGGUAGAGGUUUUUUGUUUUGUUUUGUUUUGUUUUUUGCUGAGUCAGGUAAACAUUCUCCUGCUCCAGCCCUGGAGCCGAAGCCGCUGGCUGUCACCGGGGAGAUGCCCAGUGGUGCCCCCACCUGGUCUGAGCCAUCUUCUUCCAUCGUGAACUGAACUGCUCUUCCUGUACCACUUCCCCACGUCCCCUUUUUCUCCUCUUUGCACUGCCAUUCAUUUGCUGCCUUGAUCAACUGUGAUGUACUGUUCUGAGCUCUCCUGGGUGCAGUUCAGAAACCAGAAGGACUGUUAACAUGUUUUUAGUUUUAUAAUCUAGGCUUUAAGACUCCUUGAUGAGAAUUUUUUUUUAAGCUUUUCUCGAAGAGCCAGCUUACGAGGUACAGCCUCUUGAGGGUUUUCUUGAGAGACACUGUGUCUGGAUGUUGCUGCACUUUACAGGGUAACUUGGGGGCCACAGUUCCUCUUUGUGCCUCGGUGUCCCCACCCAUUUGAUGGGAACAUUGACGUCUGUCCCUCCACCCCGACUUCUUGGGGAAUGGCCCAGGAACUCAGCUUGGAUCCUGGGGGUGAUGCUAUGCAAAUGCGUGAACUUCUGCAAUGAUUUCUAGCUCGUUAUCCUGCUUCCCCCUGUCCCAUAGGCAAAGCCUCCUCCCAGGGUUCCCGCUUUGGGUCCAAAGCCCACGUCCAGGCUGUUCUGGGUCCUUAGCUUUUUAAAUCCCUCCCUCGCCUCUUGAACUGGGCCUUAUUCUAUGCUUCUUCCCCUUCAGCAUGGAAGGUGCUCUUUGGAGCGAUUCAGUGGCAUCCUUUUACGGCCAGCACCAUCUUGACUGGGUGCUUGGCUUCUCCAAAUCUGAAAUACAAGAGAAAAUGCUCACGAUUCAGACACCUGCUCUGAGGCAAUGAAGUGCCAGUUUUCCACAUCUGUUCUGGAAUAUUACUCCUGACAGUUCAGGGGGAGGGGGGAAGAGAAGGCCCACCCAGAGGCAAAAGGGAUGCUCACAUCGAGAGUGAAUGUUGAAACACGGAUGUGUCCUUCUCAGAAUGGGUGUGUGUGUGUUUUCAUCGUCCUCACCAUUUCAAGUCAGAGCAUGCCCGAGUGGAAAGGGUUUAUGAAGAGCUGGGCUCUCCGGGGAUUCUGGUUGCCGUAGCAACCUUCCAGACUGUUCUGUCUUCUGAUUUGGGCAGCCACGGAGAACGAGAGACAAUGUAUUCCCAGCUUCUGAAAUGGGGACGCCCCUCACAUAACGUUGUUUAGGGGCUGGCAGGGCUGGGACAGGGAUGUGUGGCCUUUGGAAAAAGAAAGGGAAGCAGGUCCCCAAAGCUUCCUAUCUGGACCUUCCUGGUUUCCCCAGCCCAUCACUGGAGCUAUCUCAUCUCACUCCUGAGUCUUCAGAAACUUGAGUGCUAGGCAACUGCCAGUUAGACCAUAUUCUCUCUUUCGAAAUGGCCUUGGAGGGGACUAGCUUCUCAAGAGGCAGCUGCUACUAGUGUUAGUCCAUAAUAGCACCAUGGAGCACUCACAUCGGCCCCUCCCAGCUCUAAGACAGAGAGAUGAUGCUUCUUCCCAAGGAAAUGUCUAGCUCCUGGGAGGGACCUCAUAGAUGGUUCUUCUUAAAGACAUCCAAGACAAACUGGGAGGCUGUGACCUGACCUACUUCCUCUGAUGGAUUUCUCCAAGUGACCCCCUUUGACUCUGAGCCUCUUGAUGUGGAUUUUGUUCCCUGAGCACCGAGGGAAUCUGUGCCCCGUGUCGCCGUGACAGCUGGGGUGGCGAUUUCACAGCUGUCAGCAGAGGGGUUCAGGUCGUUGUUACACCUGAAUUGGGCCGGCAGGAGCUCCCAGAGGUCUUCCUGGAUCUGUCAGGCUCAGCUGAGACGUGGGGGGAUUCCUCCUGCCUGAGAAGCCCCAGGAGAGAAGGGGACAGCUGGCCUCCUUUGCACCCGAGGGAAGAAAGAAAGAGGCCGGCCCAGAAUUCCAAACCAGGAGACCUACACCUGUAUUUCUGAUAGUGGCUGGACAAAGAGGACCAGGACCCUCAACUUCUCCAGAAGACGAGACACCUCCCCCCCCCACCCUCCUGGGGUGGACGGGCCUGACGCUCCUCCAGUGGCCUCCCAUGAGCCAUGACCAGGCUGGAAAAAACUGGGACAGGCCCCAUGGGCAUUUAAAGAUGGGACUUGGGAUACUGGGCUGAGGCUGGGGCAGAGAGGUGACAGAAGAACUGAGGGUGCAGACAGAAGAAACCAGGUGUGGCGGGGUCAGGGGUCGAGUGAUGCCAGCGAGUGCAUGGCUGUGCUGCAGGACCGUCCAGGAAGAGGGUGGCCACGAAGGACUCACAAUAAACACACCCGGAGUCUC